Penicillium argentinense is the source of this 684-nucleotide messenger RNA. Its product is annotated as NuoB/complex I 20 kDa subunit family protein. Gene Ontology annotation, biological process: aerobic respiration; mitochondrial respiratory chain complex I assembly; electron transport coupled proton transport. The record is from RefSeq and is a predicted model, not a curated record. The coding region runs from base 1 to 684 and encodes 227 amino acids. Gene Ontology annotation, molecular function: NADH dehydrogenase (ubiquinone) activity; 4 iron, 4 sulfur cluster binding; quinone binding. Lineage: Eukaryota; Fungi; Ascomycota; Eurotiomycetes; Eurotiales; Aspergillaceae. The transcript is spliced from 4 exons.
AUGAUGCCCAUGGCGCGACCCGCCAUCUCUGGCGCUUUGAGUGCGCGUUCCCGACUGGCAACAUGCCUUCCUCGCGCCCAGCCCAUUGCCGCCCUGUCGACCUCGUCUGCGAAAUCGGCUACUGCUCUUGAGCAGCAGUCAUCAGGAAAGAACCUGACUGCCUCCGGCAAGGUUCGCCAGGAGGUGCCUCUCCUCACCCAGGAGCCCAAGAAGGGUGCCAUGCAAUAUGUCUUGACUACCCUCGAUCAAGUUACCAACUGGGCCCGUCAGUCCUCGCUGUGGCCCAUGACCUUCGGUCUGGCCUGCUGCGCCAUCGAGAUGAUGCACCUUUCAACCCCCCGCUAUGAUCAGGAUCGUCUCGGUAUCAUUUUCCGUGCCUCUCCUCGCCAGUCCGACGUUAUGAUUGUCGCCGGUACUCUCACCAACAAGAUGGCUCCUGCUCUGCGCCAGGUUUACGAUCAGAUGCCCGAUCCCCGUUGGGUCAUCUCAAUGGGUAGCUGCGCCAACGGUGGUGGCUACUACCACUACAGUUAUUCGGUUGUCCGUGGUUGCGAUCGUAUCGUGCCCGUCGAUGUUUAUGUUCCUGGAUGCCCUCCUACCUCCGAAGCCCUGAUGUACGGUAUCUUCCAGCUCCAGAAGAAGAUGCGCCACACUCGCAUCACCCGCAUGUGGUACCGCCGCUAA